This is a messenger RNA of Plutella xylostella (diamondback moth), 1110 nucleotides long. The record is from RefSeq and is a predicted model, not a curated record. NCBI's taxonomy places the organism in Eukaryota, Metazoa, Arthropoda, Insecta, Lepidoptera, Plutellidae.
AGAAACCUGACACUCUAAAUUAACAAAUAUCGUAUGUUAUAUCUCGUAGGUAAUUCUCCAGGUCGAUAAAUAGAAUCUUCAAAAAAAAACAGGUAGCUGUAGCUUUACAUAACGGUUUACACUCAUAUUAUUUACGCCCUGCCAUGCGGCUAUCACACGACGCGCCGCCGACGGUGCAAGUGGAACUGACCAAUUCCAAAGAAAACUCAAGAUACAUAUAUACAUAUACACUCGCCUUCGCUAGUAAACAUAAUCAUUUUUCAGCUGAUCCAUAAUACAUUCAUUAAAACCUCUCCCAUAAUAAUCAUAGUAUAAGGAGUAUAUGCGGUAAGUAUGAUCGGAGGUAACUCUUUGUUUCAAUCAUAUUUGUUGACUGCCGGUACAGAUGUUUUUUUUCAACAUCCUGCAAUGAGUCGGUUCCCGCCGCUGCGCCAGUCUCACGCGAUGUCUGUUUGCAAACACCGUGGCCGGGGACGCCGCUUCUUCAUCAUUAUUCUUGUUAUGUUAACAGUUCGAAAUAUUUGCUCGGAAAAAAUUUUUCGCAAAAUGGUACGUGACAAGUUUAAGAUGGUGCCUCGGCCGUUCAGUGGCGAUGGGCAGCUGCUGUGGAGCGGCGGGCGCGCGCGCGGGGCGCCGGCGCCGGGGGCGGGGGCGGGGGCGGCCGCGCCGGAUCGGGCGGUGUACCGCUCGCAGCGCCCGCGCACGAUCCUGGCGCAGGAGCGGCGCCGCCCCCGCGCGCGCCACGCGCCCCCGCGCCCGGCUACUGCCCGCGACGGGCCCUACAGCGAUGUCUCCAUCCACGAACAAGACACGCUGUUUCCGACAAUAAGGGAGGAACAGGCGCCGCCUUCAGUGAGCUCGGAGCGGCCGGCGGGGCCGGCGGGGGCGGCGGCGGCGGAGGGGGACGAGGAGGCGCCGGGCUACCCGCGGCAGGCGGCACCCCCCGCGCCCGCCGCGUGCGCCUGCGCAGACGUGCUCGAGGCCAACACCACCAUCGACCUGGAAGACAUCUACUCCAGGAUUGACUUGCAGGCGAGUCCUCGUGCUCUACUUUGUUCAUAGUCCAAAACAAAUAAGAACCAUCUCGUAAAAAUAAAAAUGGAAAAUUUA